Molecule: messenger RNA, 2868 nt
Organism: Phyllopteryx taeniolatus (common seadragon)
Lineage: Eukaryota; Metazoa; Chordata; Actinopteri; Syngnathiformes; Syngnathidae
Product: astrocytic phosphoprotein PEA-15
Exons: 5
Coding region: 459-851 (130 amino acids)
Biological process (GO): regulation of apoptotic process; MAPK cascade
Molecular function (GO): protein binding
Source: RefSeq, a predicted model, not a curated record
AGGGGGGGGGGGGGAGAGAGAGAGAGGGGGAAAGGCGUUUCCAUGCUGGUUCGGCGGUUUUCGAUUCACUCUUCGCGGAGAGCAGUCACGACCGUCGUCGGCUCGCUCGGUGUGUCCACGUCACGGCCUUGGGACUUGCCUCCUCUCCUCCCCAUCGCGCUCUUCAUCGCAUCGCCGCGACAUCGAGCGUACUGGACUUUUCUUUCUUUUUUCUUCCCCCCCCCCCUCUCUUUCUCUCUCCUUCCUCCCACGAACGUCUGACCAGUUUCCGGCUCCGAUUCGAGCUCCUCCACGCCGUCAAAUUCCCCCCCAACGUCCAAGCAUACUCGCUGCGACGCUUGGCCGCACGCGUGACACUUGAAUGCAGCACGCAGGUGUGGAUAAACGCUUGGCUAGGUGUGCGGGAAGUGCGUUUCCGCCCUAUUUCCGUCCAUCUUCCUGUUGUGUCCACCAGAACGAUGGCGGAGUACAGCUCCCUGCUCAGCGAGCUGUCGGACAACAUCACCAACGAGGACCUGGAGCAGCUCAAGUCGGCCUGCAAGGAGGACAUUCCCGAGGAGCACAGCGACGCCAUCACGUCCUGCAAGGACUGGUUCAACUACCUGGAGAAGAACGACAAGCUGGCCCACGACAACCUGUCGUACAUGGAGCACAUCUUUGAGAUUUCGCGGCGUCCCGACCUUCUGACCCGUGUGAUCGAGUAUCGCACCACCGUGCUGAAGAUCGACGAGGACGACGAGAUCGACAGCAAGCUCACGCGCAUCCCCUCGGCCAAGAAGUACAAAGACAUCAUCCGCCAGCCAUCCGAAGACGAGAUCAUCAAGUUGGCCCCGCCGCCCAAAAAGGCGUGAAGCCGCCGACUAGUCACCGCUCUAGUCAACCUGCCGACCGACACGAGGCCCUUAACACACACACGCGCACACACACAUUCACAUGCACGCACGUAACCAAACUGACAACAUGAAGCUUAUAUUUGUACUCUCCUGUCAUGGAUUCCAUUGUUAAUGUUAGUACAGUUCUGCUCCGCGUUUGGAUGUUUUCGUUUUUUUGGAGAGACGCAAACUAACUUUACUGCACUAAGUACGUACAUCGGUCUUGUCAAAAGAAUUGAAAGCCUAAACUGACACUGUGUCCUCGCAUUAAAAAAAUAAAAUAAAAAAUACAAAAAAUAGUUUUACUGUCUAACAUGCUCCCUUUUGCUCCGUUUUCCUCUCAUCUGUUGUUGUCGUCGUUUUGGCCGGUUAGCGAGUCGUAGUUAGUGCUUACCACAGCUGGAAAUGUCCACAAAGUCUCUUUACAAUUCCAAAAAUGGCUUGGAAAGCAAUUGACUUGUUCUAUGCACUGCAUCGCAUAUGUAUUUAAAAGUCACACUUUUCUCACUAUUCCACGAAUUUUCCCACACACACAAGCACAAAAAAAAAACAGCUCAUUCGGGACAUCUUGAUUCCAUUUUUAAUGACAACAUACAAAAAUAAAUGCAGAUGUUUCAAACCAUUCCACCUUAAAACUGUUCAGCAGCUUAUUCAUUCGCAAAAAUUCCACAUUUUCAAAUAUUUCACAUGUUGACCACAUUCCCGCAUUUUUCAGCACUGUGCAUUUUUCAUGACCAAAAUCCUACAAUAUUCAAAAUUUCUGCUUUUUUUUUUUUUUUCGGGCUCACAUUUAACAUUUGAUUCCGUUUGCAUCAAUUCACCUCGCAAUUUCUAUAGGAAUUUAACUUUCUCGUUUUGUAGUUAUUUCCAAAAACUUCGUCUAACCAUUUGCUUUUGUACUAAACGAAUUGUAAAGAGACUUUAUCGAGAGGACUCACACUUGCAAACGCCACUUCACUUCGCUUUGCCGCGGCCGAUUUGCCAUGUGUUUGCGGUCAAAGGUCAAUGUCGUCGGUGCGCGUCAAGCGAGUUGGCCCCCUCGCCGUGAGUAGUAACAAACAUGCACUUAUGCCGGCGGCGCUUCCACACUGGAUGGGCGAAGGCGUUUCUCGGCAUUCCCCUGUUGCGUUCCAGCAUGAUCGCAGGCUGUCGUUGCUACUUUUUUGUUCCUUCUUUUUGAAAAUUGGAACCUGAGUGAGUGUGAUUUUAUGACCGGCUGACUCCUUCUUUUUGUUAUCCGUGUGCUCGUUCGUGCGCUCGGUGCCAAUGUGCGCAAGCUGUUUUGCUUUUUCGCGGUGGCGGCCUCGCGUCGCCUCGCAGCUUCCCGCUCGGUCGCCAUGGUAACUGAGAGCCAGACGUCAAUAAGGCACAUAGCAGAACAACAUAUCAAAGACAAAAUGAUGUCCAAUAUUGAUUUCCAUCGCAAGUACAUAUCAAGUUAGGAAACACAACAAAACAGAGAGGCAGAUAUUUAGUGAAGUCAUUUGUGCUUAAAGACUGUUUGUUUUUCAUUUUCUUGAAUAUGUAAAUAUGUAUUUUCAAUAUAAACCACUGUGUUCAUUUGUUAUGAUUAAUUUAUUUCCAGCCAAUAUAAUUGUUGUUUUUACCUGCGUGCCCUGAUGUUCGACUAACUGGCAGUGCUGUGACAAGACCUUUUCUUUCCCGAACGUUGACAAAAAGUGUAUUAAUGUAAGCGUGUCGGUACAGCGUGGCACACCGUGGCUUCCGAACGAAGAGCGAGAGAAAGAGAAAGUGAGUGUCCGUGCUUCAGGAGUUUGCAUGAAGCCAUUAAAGUCGUUGAGGGAAGUCAUUCCGGAUUGUUUUUUGUUUUUUUUUGUUGUUGUUGGUUUUUUUUCCCCCAACAAAGUGUUUUAUUCCGCCGAGUGUGAAGUUGCUGCUUGUUGUCAUGAUUUCAAGUCAAAAUGUAAUAAUGCCAUUUUGUCAUUGUGCUAAAAUGAAUAUAAAUAUUAUAUUUAAAUAUAUUUGCUAACCUACA